Eublepharis macularius is the source of this 2262-nucleotide messenger RNA. It is a transcript of the gene CCNC, whose product is annotated as cyclin C. The record is from RefSeq and is a predicted model, not a curated record. The transcript is spliced from 12 exons. Gene Ontology annotation, molecular function: cyclin-dependent protein serine/threonine kinase regulator activity. Gene Ontology annotation, cellular component: nucleus; mediator complex. Lineage: Eukaryota; Metazoa; Chordata; Lepidosauria; Squamata; Eublepharidae. Gene Ontology annotation, biological process: positive regulation of transcription by RNA polymerase II. Bases 231 to 1136 code for a protein of 301 amino acids.
CGAAAUGCUGACAGAGACCAUUUUCUGUAGACCUAAGAGCAAAUGAAAUGGGUCUUACUCCCAGCAGUGCUUUUAGAAUUUCAGCCUAGUUAACCUGAAUUUGACUGUUCCGGCAUGUUUUAAGUAACUCGGAAAUGCAAGAAGCGCUUUCUUCCCUCAGUCACAACGGAGCGGACGGAAUGGAACGCCGGCAGCUUCUAUCUCCUUGACUCUCACGCGAGACACAACAGAUGUCGGUUCAUCCGAGCAAAGACGAAGGAAUACACUUCAAAACUAAGAACGAAAUGAAACGUCUUCGGCGAAAGACACCAAUGCGCUUACAAUGGAUUUUGGAUAAGCAAGAUCUGUUGAAGGAACGCCAGAAGGACUUAAAAUUUUUGGCAGAAGAAGAAUAUUGGAAGCUACAGAUAUUUUUUACAAAUGUUAUUCAGGCUUUAGGUGAACAUCUGAAAUUAAGACAACAAGUUAUUGCCACAGCUACUGUCUACUUCAAGAGGUUCUAUGCCAGAUACUCCCUAAAAAGUAUAGAUCCAGUAUUGAUGGCUCCCACAUGCGUGUUUUUGGCAUCCAAAGUAGAGGAGUUUGGUGUGGUCUCAAAUACAAGACUGAUAUCUGCUGCUACUUCUGUAUUGAAAACUAGGUUUUCGUAUGCCUUUCCAAAGGAAUUUCCUUAUAGGAUGAAUCAUAUACUAGAAUGUGAAUUCUAUCUUUUAGAAUUAAUGGACUGCUGUUUGAUAGUGUAUCAUCCCUACCGACCUUUACUACAAUACGUACAGGAUAUGGGCCAAGAAGACAUGCUGCUUCCCCUCGCAUGGAGGAUAGUGAAUGACACAUAUAGAACUGAUCUUUGUCUGCUGUACCCUCCUUUCAUGAUAGCUCUAGCUUGUCUACAUGUGGCUUGUGUCGUCCAACAGAAGGAUGCUAGACAGUGGUUCGCUGAGCUCUCUGUUGAUAUGGAGAAGAUUUUAGAAAUAAUCAGAGUUAUCUUGAAGCUGUAUGAACAGUGGAAAAACUUUGACGAAAGGAAAGAAAUGGCUUCUAUUCUAAGUAAGAUGCCUAAACCAAAACCACCUCCAAACAGUGAAGGAGACCAAGGUCCAAAUGGAAGUCAGAAUUCUAGCUACAGCCAGUCUUAACACAUUCCAGAGACAUUCACUGUAGACCACUUUGGUUUAAGACACAUUAGGAUCUUUCCUUUGUGGAAGACGUGGACAGAAGGUUUCAAUAAUGUGUUUUCAGGAAGAACUUGAAGAAUGUUUCUGUCAAACAUAUUGAAAACAUUUCCUUAGACACACACCCAUCUGAAUUGUGGCACAGACAUACUUAAACAAAAUGUUCAGUCUCCAAACAACUCAAAAGCUUUGAAAAAGCUAGAAAAAUAAUACUAUUCACUUUAAAAUGGAGAGAGUUAAGUACUUGUUUUGUAGAGGGAAAAGGUGACGAUUUUUUUAAAAAAAAAUAUGUGUGGAGCUGGGCAGGUAUAACUGUGUUUAUUGCCCUAAUGCUACUUUUAAACACAAGAUGUGGCUUGAAAUGUCGUAUGUGAAAUCUUAAUUUAAUAGGUAUGUACUCGAUAAAUGCCAGUGGAUAUUGUAUCAGAGGGAGAAUGCAAUUUUUGUAAGGAGAUGGCACUCCUAAUAUCUCAUUCAGUAAAUGUUGGGGAAAAGUCUUAAAGUCUUGCAUUCCUCUUUUGAAUUUAAAGGAAGGUGCUCUUAGUCAGUACCUAUAAUUUUUGCUAGUGGAACUUGAAGUCCAGCAUACCCAAAAAAGUGCAAUAUAUAUAAUACAAACUAUGGGCUGGCAUAGAACAUUUCAACCUUUUUCUAAUGGUUAAGUCCUUCAACAAACUAAACCAUAUCUUGCAAUCCAAUCAAGUUUUUCAAGAAGACUCAAAAUGUAAUAGAUCUUGCCAGUAGUUGUGUCAUGUGCUGAGAAGUUAGUCUGCCUUCUUUGUUACUCUGAUUUGUAACAGAGGCUUCUUGUGAAGGCAACAAAUAUUCAUAUGAGACUCGGGAUCAUCUAACUCCACAAUACAGUAUUUAUUAAAAAGUUCCUAAAAGAAGAAUCUUAACUAGAUAGGCUCACUGGAUAGUUUCUUUUUAAGCAGAGGGCCAUAUCCUGUGAUCCUUACUCAGGCAAACAUCCCACUGAAAACAGGAUUUGGUCCAAAGCCCUUGAAUUUGAGUGAUUGUGCAUUUCAUAAGGAAAUGUGUGUUUGAUUUUAUCCUAAAACAAAGUCAAAUAAAAAUCAUUAUUACUGGA